AUGCAUAAGGUGAAUCUGGACUGGCCUAGUGGUUAUAACUUGACCUGUUCUUCCAUGAGUUGCCCACACUUCUGGAUUAAUAUUAGCUUCCACUGUGGGGAAAUAAAGGAUUUGUCCUCGGGCUAUAAGAAUGCUGACCCCAUACCUGGCAGUCGCCCUCAACAAACAUGGCGCCGAUGGCCUCAGUACGUCAAGCGACACGCCCUCCGGCCUCUUCCGGCGCUUCUUUUAUCACCGCAGCCGGAAGCCGAGCGGCAGAGUGGGCGGUCUGGCUUUCGGGCCGGCGGCGGACUGCGUGGCUUUGUGGCCGCGCGCUGGCGCUGCAGGGAGGGAUGCUGUGCCCCUGGGAGAGCCCGUCGCGGGAGCGCAAGGAGCUGGACAGACUCUGGAGCUUCCACGCUGACUUCUCGGACGACCGGCGCCAGGGCUUCCAGGAGCAGUGCUGAGUUCCUGUUCUGGGCUUCAUUCUGCAUGACCCAUCUCAGCAGGAGGGCCAGGGACCUCAUCCUCUAUGGCACCAAGGAAUUCAGCUUCCUGCAGCUCUCAGAUGCCUACAGGUUAUCACCUAACAGCAAUAAACCUCACAUUGCACAGCUUUGGGAUGUGUUGGAUAAACCUGUGCCAGGCAGAC
Molecule: messenger RNA, 631 nt
Organism: Callithrix jacchus (white-tufted-ear marmoset)
Lineage: Eukaryota; Metazoa; Chordata; Mammalia; Primates; Cebidae
Source: RefSeq, a predicted model, not a curated record